Euleptes europaea (tarantolino) is the source of this 1627-nucleotide messenger RNA. RefSeq names its product 6-phosphofructo-2-kinase/fructose-2,6-biphosphatase 2 (gene PFKFB2). Lineage: Eukaryota; Metazoa; Chordata; Lepidosauria; Squamata; Sphaerodactylidae. The record is from RefSeq and is a predicted model, not a curated record. Gene Ontology annotation, biological process: fructose 2,6-bisphosphate metabolic process; fructose metabolic process. The transcript has 15 exons. Gene Ontology annotation, cellular component: cytosol. Gene Ontology annotation, molecular function: ATP binding; 6-phosphofructo-2-kinase activity; fructose-2,6-bisphosphate 2-phosphatase activity. The coding region runs from base 21 to 1547 and encodes 508 amino acids.
UGUGCCUGUGCCUUGCAGCAAUGUCAGAGGAUGCAGGUCCAGUCCCAGAGCAGGUAAACGGUAACGGUUGCAAUCAGGAAAACACAUCCUCAAGUCUACGAGCCUCGGAGAAAAAGUGCUCAUGGGCUUCUUAUAUGACCAACUCUCCCACUUUGAUUGUAAUGAUUGGCCUUCCUGCAAGAGGCAAGACCUACGUCUCUAAGAAAUUAACUCGCUACCUCAACUGGAUUGGAGUGCCUACAAAAGUGUUUAAUUUAGGAGUUUAUCGUCGUGAAGCAGUUAGAUCGUACCAGUCCUAUGACUUCUUCAGACAUGAUAAUGAAGAAGCCAUGAGGAUUCGAAAACAAUGUGCCUUGGUGGCCCUUGAAGAUGUGAAAGCUUAUCUUACGGAGGACUGUGGCCAGAUAGCUGUCUUUGAUGCAACCAACACAACCCGAGAGAGGCGAGAUAUGAUAUUAACUUUUGCAAAAGAAAAUUCCUUUAAGGUAUUUUUUGUGGAAUCGGUUUGUGAUGAUCCAGAAGUCAUUGCUGCAAAUAUAUUGGAAGUGAAGGUCUCCAGCCCCGAUUACCCAGAGAGAAACCGAGAGAAUGUGAUGGGUGAUUUCCUGAAGCGCAUCGAGUGCUAUAAGGUCACCUAUCAGCCCCUUGAUCCAGUAAAUUAUGACAAAGACCACUCUUUCAUUAAAGUGAUAAAUGUGGGGCAACGCUUCCUCGUCAACCGUGUCCAGGAUUACAUUCAAAGUAAAAUUGUCUAUUACCUCAUGAAUAUUCAUGUUCAGCCACGCACCAUCUACCUUUGUAGACAUGGUGAGAGCGAAUGCAACCUUGUUGGCAAGAUUGGUGGGGAUUCAGGCCUGUCAACACGAGGGAAACAGUUUGCUCAAGCAUUGAAGAAGUUCAUCAAAGAGCAGGACAUUGUGGAUCUGAAGGUGUGGACUAGCCAGCUCAAAAGAACCAUCCAGACAGCAGAGGCCCUAGGUGUGCCAUAUGAGCAGUGGAAAAUUCUUAACGAGAUUGAUGCUGGAGUAUGUGAAGAAAUGACUUAUGAAGAAAUUCAAAGGCAGUAUCCAGAGGACUUUGCACUUCGGGAUCAAGAGAAAUACCUUUAUCGCUACCCUGGAGGAGAAUCUUACCAAGAUUUGGUCCAGCGCUUGGAACCUGUGAUUAUGGAGCUGGAACGUCAGGGCAACAUCCUAGUUAUUUCUCACCAGGCAGUUAUGAGAUGCUUACUGGCCUAUUUCCUUGAUAAAAACGCAGAUGAGCUGCCAUAUAUGAGGUGCCCUCUUCAUACUGUUUUUUCACUCACUCCAGUUGCUUAUGGUUGCAAGUUGGAAAUGAUCUCCCUGAAUGUGGAAGCUGUGGACACACACCGAGACAAGCCAUCCAUUGCAACAAACAACCUUCCAAAGAGCCAAACCCCUGUAAGGAUGAGAAGGAACAGCUUUACACCACUAGCCAGCUCGGACACAGUAAGGCGUCCUCGCAAUUACAGUGUUGGGAGCAAGCCUCUCAACCCAACGGGGUCUCUGAUGUUCCCAGAGGCUUGAGAUGCGCCCGAUGAGCAGAAGCUGCAAGACGGUGUUCAGAGCUCUUCUGAGCAGCAUCAGUAUAAGACUAGUAAUUAAAG